Messenger RNA from Juglans regia (Persian walnut), 2431 nucleotides. Its product is annotated as pentatricopeptide repeat-containing protein At1g53600, mitochondrial. The record is from RefSeq and is a predicted model, not a curated record. Gene Ontology annotation, molecular function: RNA binding; protein binding. Lineage: Eukaryota; Viridiplantae; Streptophyta; Magnoliopsida; Fagales; Juglandaceae. Gene Ontology annotation, biological process: RNA modification. The transcript has a single exon. Bases 150 to 2318 code for a protein of 722 amino acids.
CUUAAUUUUUCCAACAAAGAAUAGAAAAGAAGUCAAAGAAGAUGCCAAAGAUAUUUUGUUGUAUGCCUUGGUAGAGUAGUUACGUUCGUCCUUGUUCAGAACUUGAUACUCCUGGUCCUGGAUAUGGGUUUUUUAUGUAACAAUCAAUUAUGCCAGCAGAUAGACUUGCUACUUUUGUGCAUAAACACAUUUCACGCUCAAACUGUGCAUAUUUUAAUUUGCAUUACUCUGGCUUCUCCACCCUGAUUAUUCCAAAACCCAAUCACAGCUUCGCUGCUGGCCGUAAAACCAGCAAAUUUCUCGUUUAUUGCAAUACCCAGAUCACAAAAUAUGGGAAAAACGGUAGCAUCAAAGAAGCUGAGUCGAUCUUCAGUCGCAUGCCCCACAAGAAUACAAUCUCCUGGACAGCCAUGCUCACGGCAUAUUCAGAAAAUGGCCAAAUCGACGAAGCCCGGAAAGUGUUCGAAAAAAUGCCUGAACGAAGUAUCGCUUCUUAUAAUGCCAUGAUCACGGCUUAUAUCCGCAACAAUUUUAUGGCAGACGAAGCUUUUGAGCUGUUUGCAGAGAUGCCUGAGCGUAAUGCUAUUUCUUAUGCUGCCAUGAUCACAUGUUUUGCACGGGCCGGGAUGUUUAAUGAGGCUAAGAAGCUGUACUCUGAGAUGCCGGUGGAGUUGCGGGACCCAGUUUGUUCGAAUGCCUUGAUAAAUGGCUUUCUGAAGGUGGGGAAGUUGGAAGAGGCUAGUCGAGUUUUUGAGGUGAUGGUGGAAAGAGACUUGGUUUCUUGGAGCUCUAUGGUUGAUGGAUACUGCAAGGCGGAAAAGAUAGUUGAUGCUAGAAACUUGUUUGAUAUCAUGCCCGACAGAAAUAUAGUUACCUGGACGGCCAUUAUUGAUGGUUAUAUGAAGAUAAAGAGUUUCAAAGAUGGGUUUGAGUUGUUUUUGAGCAUGAGAAUGGAUGGAAAAGUGAAAGUUAAUCCUACUACCUUGACUGUGCUGCUUGAGGCUUGUGGCAGUUUCGGUAGGUACGGAGAAGGGAUUCAGUUGCACGGAUUGGUUUCACGCAUGGGACUUGACUAUGAUGUCUUCUUAGGCAAUUCAAUGAUUACCAUGUAUUGUAGAUUUAAUUGUAUGGAUGUUGCUACUGCAUUAUUUCAUCAGAUGAAUAGGAAAGAUGUAGUUUCAUGGAAUUCCUUGAUUGCAGGUUAUGUCCAGUGUGGUUCAGUCGAAGAAGCCUAUAGGCUAUUUGAGAGGAUGCCCAUAAAAGAUAUUAUUUCAUGGACAACCAUGAUUACAGGUUUCUCUAGCAAAGGGGUAACUGAAAAAUGCAUCCAGUUGUUUAAAAUGAUGCCUGAGAAAGACGAUAUUGCUUGGACUGCUGUCAUUUCAGGGUUUGUGAAUAAUGAGGAGUAUGAGGAGGCCUUCCGCUGGUUUGUUGAGAUGCUUCAGGAAGAAGUCAGACCAAAUCCUCUAACUUUGAGCAGUGUGCUAAGUGCUUCAGCCAGUUUGGCAACACAUAACCAAGGUUUGCAAAUUCAUGCUUAUGUAUUAAAGAUGGAUAUGGAAUUUGAUUUGUCCAUCCAAAACUCUUUGGUCUCAAUGUAUUCAAAAUGUGGAAAUGUGAAUGAUGCCUACCAGAUCUUCACAAAUAUCAAUGCACCUAAUAUCAUCUCUUUCAACUCAAUGAUUACCGGGUAUGCUCAAAAUGGGUUUGGGAAAGAAGCACUUAAAUUAUUUCGAAAAAUGCAGAAUGAAGGCCAGAAACCAAAUCAAAUCACUUGUCUUGGUGUGCUUUCAGCCUGCACCCAUGUAGGACUUGUAGAAGAAGGAUGGAACUUCUUUAGAUCAAUGAAUUCAUUAUAUAAUAUUGAACCAGGACCUGACCACUAUGCAUGCAUGGUCGAUCUCUUUGGCCGAGCAGGAUUUCUCGACAAAGCAAUUGAUGUGAUCCAAUCAAUGCCUUUCAAGCCCCAUUCGGGUGUUUGGGGUGCCCUUCUUGGUGCGAGUAGGACCCACUUACGUAUCGACAUUGCAAAGAUUGCAGCUGGGCACCUUAUCAAAUUGGAACCUGAUGAUGCGACCCCUUAUGUGAUCUUAGCCAGCUUAUAUUCUGUUGCUGGGAAAAGGAAGGAUGGGGAUGAAGUCAGAAUGACUGCGAAAUCAAAAGGGAUGAGGAAGAGUCCAGGUUGCAGUUGGAUUAUGGAUAAUGGCAGAGUUCAUUUGUUUCAUGCAGGCCAUCAAUACCAUAGGGACUUACAGAGGAUUAUAGUUACACUUGGGACCAUUUCAGUGGAAAUGAAACAGUUAGAUUACAAUAGGUAAUUCCGACAUCCCGUAUUGUAUGCUCUUAUUAAUAACUAUUAUUGUGAUCUUAAAUCAUAAAUUGGUCCUCAUGCAAAAUAUUAUUUACUUUUUCAAGGGAAAACAAAAGUCAG